Rangifer tarandus platyrhynchus (Svalbard reindeer) is the source of this 312-nucleotide messenger RNA. The record is from the annotation of a GenBank genome assembly. Lineage: Eukaryota; Metazoa; Chordata; Mammalia; Artiodactyla; Cervidae.
AUGUCCGGACGUGGUAAGAGUGGAAAGGGUUUGGGGAAGGGGGGCACUAAACGUCACCGCAAAGUUUUGCGAGACAACAUCCAGGGCAUCACUAAGCCCGCUACUCGCCGCCUGACUCGGCGUAGAGGAGUCAAGCGCAUCUCUGGGCUCAUCUACGAGGAGACCCGCGGGGUGCUGAAGGGGUUCCUGGAGAAUGUGACCCGGGAUGCAGUCACCUACACCGAGCACGCCAAGCGCAAAACUGUCACCGCCAUGGAUGUGGUCUACGCGCUCAAGCGCCAAGGACGCACCCUCUAUGGCUUCGGCGGCUGA